AUCGGAUGAUCAAAAACCCUCCUUCUUCCCUUAUAUAUAGUCUAUCCCUAGUAUAUUUUGGACCUAACCCUAUUUCCUAGGGAUCCUCUCAGCCAGUGGCGGAGCUAGGAUCAAGCCACGACCCGGGCAAGCCCCAGGCCAAUCACUUGGUACAGUAUUAAACAGUGUAAAAUCUGCUACAGUAAACAAAGGAGCCAAGCCUCACGAUCCAGGCCGCCGCCCGGGCAGCCUGGGGCUUGUCUCCGCCACUGCUCUCAGCCGCCUCCACUACUCCCCAUCACAUCACCCAGAUCCGUCGGCACCCACCUCCUCUGUUUCCGUGCCUGACCAACCACGCUCCUCCUCCCGAUCCCCAUGGAUGUUGUUUCCCCGUUGACCCGCGUAGCAGCAGCUCCAUGUCGGAGCUCCAUCACCACCCGUUGCCCCUCGCCGGAGCAAUACCAUGGCAAAACUCCCGAGCUCAUCGCGUGGUGUUGCCGCCCUCCGCUGUUGCCUCCCCGUCGCCGCCGCAUCGCUAGAGAGCCCAGGCCAUGGCUGUCCUCUGCUUCAGAUCAAGGCGCCGGCCGCCGGAUCCGCCCCCCCUCAGUGUUCACAUCGGGAUCCGGCCGAUCUCCCCGUGCCCCGCCGUCCCGGACUUCCCCUGCUUCGCCAAGCCUCGCUGCCGGCCUCUACUUCCUCUGCUUCGAGCACGAGGACGAGCAAGGCGUGCCCCUCAUUGACCCUCUGAAUCGACGACCGUGCCAGCGCACGCGUCGAACCGCUGCCCUGCGCGUGGCCCAGAUCCGCAGCGUCCUGUGCGAGGCCCAGAGCUCCAGCUGGCCUGCUGCAGUCCACCGACCGGGCCAAGGCCCAUUAUCUUCGGUUCCGUUCCGGAGUUGUGAGGAUUCGUUCGACUACGUCCGUUUGUCUUCUUCAUGGACUCGUUCUUCUUCGUUGCGGGAUCUCAGUUGCAGGUGCCGAUGAUACCAGUGCAGGUGACGCAACCGAGCUCAAGUGGGAGCUCGAUGAAGAUCUUGAUCGUUGUUAUGUGUCUUUUCCGGUUGAUCAGUGGUGGUGCCCAGUUGGGACGAUCAGGGAUCUAGCAUUUGGGGUUGUCUUCUUUUAUUUUGGUUCCGUAGUCGGACCUUGUUUUUAUUCUGGAUGAUGUAUGAUUAACUUGUUAUUUGUGU
Aegilops tauschii subsp. strangulata is the source of this 1169-nucleotide messenger RNA. NCBI's taxonomy places the organism in Eukaryota, Viridiplantae, Streptophyta, Magnoliopsida, Poales, Poaceae. The record is from RefSeq and is a predicted model, not a curated record.